UCUGUCUCUCUGUAUCCUCCCUGUCUCUGGUCCCCAGCAGUAUCUGUAUCUCUCUCUCUCUCUCUGUCUCUAUCUGUAUCCUCCUUGUCUCUGGUCCCCAGCAAUAUCUGUCUCUCUCUGUCUCUCUGUAUCCUCCCUGUCUCUGGUCCCCAGCAGUAUCUGCUUCUCUCUCUCUCUGUAUCCUCCCUGUCUCUGGUCCCCAGCAGUAUCUGCCUCUCUCUGUAUCCUCCCUGUUUCUGGUCUCAGUGGGCAGAGGCAGUGCUGACGUCAUUCCAGCUGCACUGCCAGCGAUGUGAUGCUGCUGCCUGGGAUGUGAUGCUGGUGGAGACAGACAGACAGGGAGCAGAGCCAUGUUAGGAGCAGAGCUGCCCUGUGUGUGCAGGGUGUGAGCUGUGUAUAGGAGGUAUCUUCGCCGAUAUUAUGUCAGUCGUGUUCGCAGCUUGAGCUUGCUAAUUGGAGCCAAUGUCCUAACAGGCAGUCCUCACUAUGGAUAGCCCACCCAAACUUGCUGGAGAAACAUUGAUUGUGCAUCACAUCCCUCUGGUUCAUUGUCAGGUGCCAGAUAGACAAUGCUGCUCUACUUCCAAACGAUCACAUACAUAUGGCCAGAAUGAACUUGGAAUUACAAGAACCACCUCCCUUCCAGAGAGGGAUCUAUCACAGGCUGACUCCUUGGUGUACAGCAGUUUAAUCCAGGCUUCUGAGCCACCCAUAAGAGAAAGGGGGAACAAAAAAGAUGAGGAUUUGCAGGGCCCCACUACUACUAGGAAGCGUCACAACCCAUUUCUUCCAAGUGAAGAGAAAGAAAAUAUCACAUCAAGUGAAAAGGCUGGGGAGAAGUCAUUCCAUCUCCACAGCAGCCUUGCUGGACCAACAUAUGGAUUUAAUUUCAAAGAAAUGACACUGCCACCUUUCCACCUUCACAACACUCCACCCAUUGUGAAGCCUUGGAUGUUGUCUGAUAGGUCUGGGCUCAUGGAUGGCCUAGAGGAGAAGGUUUCACUUGCUGACCUGCAAAAGGGGACUAAUGGUAAUGAAGUUUCCACAGGAUCAAUCCUUGAAGAACCAACAUGGCAUCAGCAUGGUGGUCCUAGUUUCUCUCUGGACUGGAACCAGAGCUCAGAUUUGGGAAACCAAGAUAUCCUGCAGUGCAGGGAAUGCAGUUGUAAUGGAUCUGAGCCUAUCAGGCACUGCAGAUGUUACAGUGCCUCAAGUCAAUCAGAAAUGGACCAGCAGGUUAGCUAUGUAAGUGACUCCUCCUGCAACAGUUCAGAUGGUAUCUUAGUUAAUUUCAGCACCUUGUAUAACAAAAUGAAUGGACAUCCCAGGUCCAACCUGAACUCUGGGAAUCCCUCUUGUGACUCCUCAUUGUGUAGCCACACAGACACUGGAGCCUUCUAUCUUGACCUUCAGACAUCACCUACAGAAUCCAAAAUGUCUUGUGAUUCACAUGUUCAGGAAGAACCUGGAAAAUCAUGUGGAUGUUUCCAUCCCUCCUCUCCUGUGUUGGAUGCCAACUGCAAUUCAUAUCAUCUUCAUUGUGACUCAGCACAAUGCCCUGCAGAGAGUUCAGACUUGACAUCUUGCUUACAGAGCCAGGCAAGGCUAGUCAUGGCCACACAAAAUUAUUAUAAACUGGUCACAUGUGACUUGUCAUCUCAGUCAUCCCCAAGCCCUGCUGGCUCAUCUAUAACCAGUUGCUCUGAUGAUCACACCAAAGGGAGUCCAGUGCAACCAACAGAAUAUUUUCUCUUUCAACAGCCACAAACAAAUUCUAGUGAAGAUGAACCCAAAAAGCCCAUUGAAAGAUCAAAAUCAGACACAAUCGAGGGACAAGUUUAUGUCAAUGUGUCACCGCCAAAUUACAAUAGUGGCAGACAACGCUCCCGCAGUUAUGACCGUAGCUUAGACAAGAGCCCAACCAAUCGACUGGGAUCCCUGGAACGUAUGAUGAGCUGUCCGGUAAAACUAAGUGAGGGCCAAGUCAGCAAUGGUCAGGGGUCUUCCCCCAAAAGGGUCACAUCGUUUCUGGAGUUGGCUAAGAGCAGAAAGAAGAAUGGCACCAGCCCCCCACUCAAAAGCAGUGGUGAUUCUUCCUUGGAGUUCUCACCUAUCCCAGAAUUUCAUAGAAAUGGAAACGGAAUUUCGGAACGUGGAGAACUUCGUAGUCACAGCCUCCCACCCAUGUCUUUCCUGCAUUGCAUGAGUCGUACCUGUGAGGGGUGUACCAACGAUAACAUUGAAACUAAGGCUGCAAAUCCUAAUCCAGGCCCCAUGUUAAGCAACACAUCUGAAAGCAGUGAUGGGGAAGUGGAGCAGCCUUUGUUGUGCAAUGUUAUGGAGCCGAAGGGCGCUGGAUUCAGUUUCCUGCCAAGAGACCUAAGAAUCAAGGGAGAUGGUGUUGGAGCUGAGGCAAAGCCUGUUUUCCGUUACAGCAAGGACCAGCGACCAACCACGUUACCUAUCCAACCAUUUGUUUUCCAACAUCACUUCAGCAAGCCCAAGACUCGUCCUCUGCAUAACCAUUUCACCUCUAGCUUGUCCCAACUCUACAGCUUGUCUGGUAGCCGAUCAUCAAGCCAAAAUAAUAUCUCUGAUGCCCAGUCCUCAGCACCAGUUACACUGGCUAGUCAUACUGAGGCAGCUAACAGUCAUGGCAAGGUAAUUAGUGUGGCAGGCAAACUUACACUGGAUGGAAUGACAAACAGCAGAGAAGAUCAGAAUAAAAAAACAGUCCCUGAUACAACUCGUCCAUCCCCACUGGGCAGUUACUCUCCUAUCAGGAACAAUGCCACAUUUUUUCAGAGCAUGGACUCUGGCUCUUCUAGCUCUCCUUCUCCUGAGAAAGGCAAGGAAAUGCAGCCACCUCGAAGCCGCUCAUGUCCAGUUUCUGCCAAUCUUCUGCCUUUGAGAGCACCACCUACUAGAGGAACCACCUUGCCAGGAGCAUCAAAGCCCCCUCGAAAGUAUGAAGUUUCCCCCAAACUGGAAGUUAAAAUAUUGACAACUAAGAGAGAGCCACUCAAAGAACCCAGUACUCUUGUGUCAAAGCAUGGACUUCCUCCCAUUACCUCCUUGCCACUUUUGAACACAGUGGUCCAUGAAAACAGAGAGUCCGUGCCACCCAGGAAUGAAGAAGAGAAGGGUAUCCCUGGCUCAGAGAGUAUACCUGUUUUGCGACCACUUAAUGCCAACCACCUGUCCCCCCAGGCCUUGAAAUGGAGGGAGUACAGGCGCAGGAACCCGCUGGGCCUGGAUCGUGUUCAUGGUUUAGCAGGGCUGUCCGGCAGCAUGGACAGGAGGCAGGAGACCAAGAUAACACGAAGGAGCCAUUUCUUCGACUUCCACAGCAGCAUGCACAGCAACCACCAACACAUGCGGCUCAAUGGGAAGCCAUCAGCCCUCAGCUCCAGCGACUUCUUCCCUGAUUAUUUCUCCCUCACAGAGCGGCCGCCAGCUGAGUUCUGCCUGUCACCAGACGGGAGUGCCGAGUCUCUGUCCAUUGACCUUCUUCAGAAGAGAGGGCUGGUGAAAGCCGUAAAUGUAGCGGUAGAUCUCAUCGUGGCUCAUUUUGGGACAAGCAGAGACCCGGGUGUGAAGGCCAAGCUGGGAAAUAGUUCGGUGAGCCCCAACAUUGGACACCUGGUCUUGAAAUACCUGUGCCCAGCAAUCAGGGAUAUUCUCAGUGAUGGUUUGAAGCCUUGGGUACUCGAUGUCAUCAUUGGCCAGAGGAGGAACAUGCCCUGGACAGUGGUGGAAGCCUCAACACAACUGGGUCCUUCCACGAAACUCCUACACAACCUGUGCUAUAAAGUCAACCAAUACCAUGAGCUGUCCAACCACAGCCUACGCUUCAAUGCAUUCAUCUUUGGUCUGCUCAACAUCCGUUCGGUUGAAUUCUGGUUUAACCAUCUACACAACCAUGAAGAUAUUAUUUGGUCUCACUAUGAACCAGUUGGCUUCUUGUCUGUGUCACAUGGAGUUUGUCAGGCACUGUUUGAGGAGCUCCUGCUGCUUCUGCAACCACUAUCACUGUUACCUUUUGAUUUGGACCUAUUAUUUGAGUACCACCUGGCUCAAAUGAGCCGAGAACAACAGCAGAAGAAAGAAAUGCUGAGAGUCAAGCAGGACCUGAUGCAGUCUGUCCACUCCACUCUGCAGCUUAUGAGAAGUCGAGAGGAGGAGGACCAAGUCACACAAGAGAAAAAGACUGUACAAAGGGCAGACUCUGAUGUAUCAGGCAUUGAGAGGCCAACAGGAGAAGGUGCUGCAACUGUGGAAAAUGUUGAAGAUCAAAAGAAGGAUAAUGCAAUGGACCAUAAAAAAGACAAGCAGGCUGGAUGGUGGUACCAACUAAUGCAAAGCUCACAAGUUUAUAUAGAGAGCUCAUCUGAUUCAACCAGGUUUACACGACAGGAAAGGAAAAGGCUGAGCAGUACUGGCACACCAAAAAAAGCUCCACCACCCCGAGAAGGAGUGGUUGAUGGGGCUGAAGCCUGUCCUAACAUUGAGAUUGCAACAGAAGAAAGGUCAACUAAGAAGGAGGUUUCAGAAAAAGUACAGAAGGAAGACAGGCGUUCAUGGAUGGGUAGUCCUCCGGAGUCUGUGGUCAAUGAACUGAAGCAAGGCAAAGAACAGGAGACUGAACAACCACAAAAAAAACAAACCAGUAUGACUUUGGAAGCUACGACAAAAGAGAGCACAAUAUUGAGUCAGAGCAGCACUGCCAGAAAAUGGGGUCACUUGUUUGGGUCCAGAAGACAAGGAGAAAGCAAAUCAACUAACAGGCUACCCUCGGGCUGGCUCAGUCUGGAUAAAUCUGUCCUUCAGAUGGUGGCUCAGACAGUAAGUGCAGGAAUCUGGGGAGAGACUGCUCCAGAGACUGAAGAGGUCCAGUCAACAGUAGGAGGGUCUGCAGUCAUCUCAUUGUGCUCUCAGAAUUCUCGGCAAGUUCAGUCUUUACCUCCUCAUACCGAACAGAGACAGCUAGAUUUUGUCUACCAUGGCCACUCAGACCAGCUACGCUGUGGCAUGGGCAGUCGGAAUGGACUGAUGCCCCUGAAAUAUGUUCCUCAUCGUAACCAAACAGACACUUAACAGAUAUGGCUGGGCUGUGUGACGUACGAAGACCAGGUUCAUUCUGAUUGUGGAACGAAGUACGCACCAAUCUCUUUCUGGAUCUUCAGUAAUUUGGAGCAUCUUACCAUUUAUUGGCUCUUCUUCAAUUUGAGAGUUAACUGAAGCCAUUAUUCAUAUGACAAGUGUGGGAUAUAUAGAGUUAAUGCAGUAUUCUUUCUUUCUGCACCCAGACCAACGUGCACGUGUGCUAGCCGUGAUAUUGACGUGAGCUGUGCAUGCAGACAUUAUAGAAGAACCUCUGUGGCUUUCCCCAAUUCACUCAUACUUUUGGAGUCCCUACUUGUCUCCAAUGAACUGCAUCUUUACAGAUUUCGCUCCUUUCCCCCAUGUGUAGCACUUAAUCUUCAAGCAGCACUUAAAUGGCUAUUCCAUAAUUAUUUAGGCUAGAUUAAGCUACAUCAUACUAAUAUACACGUCCAUUCACUUGCCCAAAGAACCUACUAUUCAACUCUUGGUUACUUGAAGUUCUGGAGAGAUGGAGAAUCUUUUUCAAGCAGCACCUUAAAUAUGCUUCUGGUUUAAAGCACUAUUACAUCGCUGGCAUAAGCAUUGCAUACCUUUUUAAAUUGACAUGCUGGUAGUGUUAAAAGGUGGCUUUUAAAGACUGUGAGUACUAAAAGCUACUCGUACGUCAUGGUAGUAUUGAAACUGGAAGAUGACUUGUAGGCUAGCUUCCAUGAAUCCCACAUGGGUAGAGUUGAAGGAAAUUCACACACUGGACAUUUUUGGUUCUUUAUGACUGGUCUUUUUUAAAGGUUUGAAUGGGGAUUCUAUUGAGUUGUAAGAUACAGAAAAACACAUUUAUAGAUGUUCCAACUGCAAAAUUAACAUGAAAAGAAACGUGAGGGAAUGGUAGCUGAUGAUUGGUUGAAGGCUGUUGAGAAUGUUGAAUGGACAGAAAGGUCUAGAGCAGGAAUUAUUUGCCCAUGUAUCCGGGUACAGAGUAUUUGAGUUUCAAUGCUUUGCGCAUUAGGUUUAGAAAAUGCUUGAAUCUCGGAUUUUGAUGGAAGGGUUUGUUGAUAUGAAAGCGGUGGUAGAAUCAUACGAGAUGCAGAGAUUAGACAAAGCUCUGAAGAUGAUUUAAUACAUAAGGAGUAAACAUAUGUAAAUGGCUUUCUCCUUGAGAACAAAAGUCCAGCAAAGAUUCAAUAUGAUAAAUUUUUGUAAUACUACAUAAUGAUGACCAUUGGGCAGAUGGAUAACUGGCUUCUCUCUUCUGGGAAAUAUGUGAGGAAAUGGGACGACCAGACCAGGUGAAAAUAAAAAUUCACAGGGCCCACUUAAGCAAGGACCACCCUUUGGCUCAGAGGACCAGUUUUAAGGAAGAAAACCAAUAUUCCAAAAUAUCAACAUAAUUUUCUUAUUUAAUGUUUUUUAUCUUCAUUGGGAUCUACAAUGUAGGGCUGAAUGUAGCUGUCCUCGUUUAUUUGAAUAAAGGCGUAAGUUAAGGUUUCAUCCAGAAAUUAAUUACCUGAUUAAGCACAAUAACUGUCUAGCUAUGAUUGUUCCUUGUACUUAUAAUCAGACAAUAAUCAGAGAUCGUGCAUGAUAAAGCUUUGUGUGUCGAUUUCUCUACAUGCUUUAUACAGAACUACGAGAAUCUCAUCUAUCAUAGGUUUAGAAAUAUCUGUGAAUAUAUAAAUGUUUGAAGAACACAUGUUGUUUUCAUGGUAAGCCAAGCAGUGCAGUUUGCUAUAAUGGAAUGUGCUUGACCGGGUGUUAAAAUUCCUUUCUGGGUUAAAUCUUGCUUCACCAGUUUGAGAGAAAAAUAGAAUGGAUCCUGUACUCAGUGUGUAAUGAAUAGUUUAGGAGGGUGGUGUAUCCGAUUACUGAAAUAUUAUUUCGAGCAUAUUACACUUUAAUUUGUCAAUUAAGUAUUAUUCCAAUCUAAGGAUAAGGUAACAUGGACUCUGUAACUUGUCCUGGAAGAGGCCAGUACUGGUGGUGUGUAUGCUGUAGGGAGGCCAUUGCAUUCUGUAUAUAUUCUGAGAAUAUGGGGGGGGGGGGGGGGGGGGGGUUUGGCUGACCCUACAGGGUGGAUUGGUGGGUGGAUGGACAUUACGCUGCGGUCCUUGAUGUAUUCUAUGUAUAAAUGAAAGGACCAACAGAUAUUAAGGCUGUUACGGCUCUCCAUUUAGUGACUUUGCAGAUGAAUGAAUGAUAAAACAAUAAGAACCUGGCUGCCGAGGCAUAUCUAUUUUAACAAUGACCUGUAGAGCGAUCAAGCAAAAGGUGUUGUCUUCAUCAUUAGGCUGAGUUGACUUGUAUCCCCAAUACGCAAAUGAAGUUUUCAUUAUAGUAGGCCAAUUAUUUCUGGUUUCAAAGGUAAUGUCCAAAAGCAACCAUGAUCUAAUCUUUAACUUUAAUCUGUAUUUAUACAUUAUUUUCACUAGUAAAUGGUCCAGUUUCUGUCUGUGGGUAACAACCUUGAUCGUUUGAUUUUUUUGUAAAAAAAACAAAACAAAACAUUGUUGACAAAAUCGGUGGAGCUCGGUGAUAUGAGAUGGGGUUCAUGGUGUGUAAAUGCGUUCUGCAGGAAAAGAAAAAAAUGAUUCCUACAUUGAGAAUGUCAGCUAUUGAAUGGCAGAUUUAACUGUGCGCAUGUUCCCAUAUUGCACUGAAUGUGUCAAUUCACUGAACACAGCAUUGUUCCAAGUUUUAUCCUCAAUGAAUAGCUUGGGGCUUAGUAAACAGAGCGUGUAGCUGUGCCAUAAAGCAGGCCCAAGUACAUUCAAUAGCUGAAAAUGAACCAGGCUGUGAUGUAAAUUUGAUGAUGUGCAGAUCUCUUUGAAUAAACGGGCCACAGGAGAUGGCAGUAUGCUUUCUACUGAUCUGUGCAAACUUGAUGCAACUCCAGAAUAUCUCACUGUAGGAGGUAGCGUAUACCAAUCAUGGAAUAGUACAGUGUGUGCUAAGCCCCUUAUAACUAUAUCUCAUUUAUAUCGAGAACUGCUUGCCUGGUAUUUAAUAGGAUAGUUAAAGUAUCUUUAGGAUUAUAUAAACUUUAUAUUAAUUGCAGCAUUUGGUUCCUUUUUUUUUUUUAAAAUAAGAAUCCGAGCCUUUUAUGCAUGCAUAGUAUUCAGCUAACCAUUUUUAGAACAUCUGAGUAAACGCAGUGACCGAAUCUU
Molecule: messenger RNA, 8267 nt
Organism: Pelobates fuscus (common spadefoot toad)
Lineage: Eukaryota; Metazoa; Chordata; Amphibia; Anura; Pelobatidae
Gene: RUSC2
Product: RUN and SH3 domain containing 2
Exons: 12
Coding region: 487-5097 (1536 amino acids)
Cellular component (GO): cytoplasmic vesicle
Source: RefSeq, a predicted model, not a curated record